GACUGUCACUGGAAUGGUCUCUGUGUGGCCGUGGGUGUGGUAUUCUUAUAGGCUGCACUAUAGUUGAAUUUCCAGUUCUGUGUGUAGGUAAAGGGGACAGGAGUUACAAGGAAACCAGGCUUGUGCCAGCUGAGGAAACACACUGCAUGGUUCUGGUGCGGUGCGCUGGAAGGGGAGCUCUUCCUCUCUCCGACAAUAAUCAUGGCUAAGAUUAUGGCUAAAAGUGCAAAUACAACUCAUCCCACUGUUAUCACCAGCACCUAUGCUCCAGCUUCAGGGAUAUGGGGGUGGAUAGAGAGCAUUUUAAAUAAAAUACCUCUGCCGCGAUGGGCCAUCUACGCUUUGGGCGCUGUGGCAGUUUUUUUAAUCCUGCUGAUCAUCAUCUGUUGUUGUUGCUGCUGUUCUAAGCGUAAAAAGAAAAGUAAAGAAAAAGAGAAGAUCAAACUUGCAUCAGUGAAGAACAGUGUCACUACAAGCUUGGUGCAGCCAGAUAUAGAAGGACUACAGAAAUCACAGGAAAAUGAGUACCCUGGCCGACUUCAGUACUCAGUGGAAUACAAUUUUAAAACGGAGGAGAUUACUGUUUUAGUGAAGCAAGCUGCCGAUCUCAAAGCUAUGGACAGCGGAGGAACAUCAGACCCUUAUGUCAUAGUGUACUUGACUAACGAUCCCCGCAAAAAAAAUGAGACCAAAGUGUAUCGCAAGACACUGAACCCUUCCUUCAACGAGUCCUUCACCUUUAAGCUUCUCAAAUCAGACACAGCGGAAACAGAUGUUGUGAUGCAGAUCUUUGACUUCAACCGUUUUUCAAAACAUGAUGUGAUUGGGGAGGUGCGCCUGGCACUGCGGGACAUGGAUUUGAAUCAGGUCAUUGAGGAAUGGAAAGACCUUGCACCUGCAGGAAAAUCAGAGUAUGAAAAACUUGGGGAUAUUUGCUUCUCUUUAAAAUACAUCCCAGUGACGUCAAAACUUGUUGUGGUCAUUCUCGAGGGAAGAAAACUUAAGAGAAUGGACAAUGAUGGAUUCUCAGACCCAUACGUGAAGGUGCAGCUGGCUCUGAAUAAGAAGAAAUGGAAGAGAAAAAAGACAGCGAUAAAGAAGAAAACGCUAAAUCCAUACUUCAAUGAGGAAUUUGCUUUUGAUGUCUCACUGGAGCAAAUUCAGAAUGUGGACCUGAUAAUCUCAGUGUGGGACCAUGAUAAACUCAAUAAAAAUGAGCAGAUUGGAAAGAUAUUUUUAGGCUGCCGAGCAUCAGGAAACGCUUUGAGACACUGGUCAGACAUGCUUGCACAUCCUCGAAGACCCAUAGCACAGUGGCACAGUCUUCAGCCAGCAGAAGAAGUUGACAAGACUCUGGGACUAAAAUCACAAAUAAAGCUUCCUCUUCCAAGGAGAUAGCAGAGCUU
Messenger RNA from Nanorana parkeri, 1406 nucleotides. RefSeq names its product synaptotagmin-2-like. Lineage: Eukaryota; Metazoa; Chordata; Amphibia; Anura; Dicroglossidae. Gene Ontology annotation, biological process: calcium ion-regulated exocytosis of neurotransmitter; synaptic vesicle endocytosis; regulation of calcium ion-dependent exocytosis. The transcript is spliced from 9 exons. Gene Ontology annotation, cellular component: dense core granule; synaptic vesicle membrane; axon. The record is from RefSeq and is a predicted model, not a curated record. Gene Ontology annotation, molecular function: calcium ion binding; syntaxin binding; calcium-dependent phospholipid binding. Bases 202 to 1398 code for a protein of 398 amino acids.